Triplophysa dalaica is the source of this 3176-nucleotide messenger RNA. It is a transcript of the gene rbm25b, whose product is annotated as RNA binding motif protein 25b. Gene Ontology annotation, molecular function: mRNA binding. Lineage: Eukaryota; Metazoa; Chordata; Actinopteri; Cypriniformes; Nemacheilidae. Gene Ontology annotation, cellular component: spliceosomal complex. Gene Ontology annotation, biological process: mRNA processing; regulation of alternative mRNA splicing, via spliceosome. Bases 146 to 2650 code for a protein of 834 amino acids. The transcript has 18 exons. The record is from RefSeq and is a predicted model, not a curated record.
UAACUUGCUUGUUUUUUCCCACAAUUCCAUUUCACCGGAAGCUGCAGCCUUGGUUGCUCGUUGCUUUCUAACCACGGAUCCGGUGAACUUUCCGUGUGAGAAGCGAGUUGAUAUAGAUUUGGUUUUCGUGGGUGUUCUGCCCAACAUGUCUUUUCCACCUCAUCUGAACCGGCCGCAGAUUGGCAUCCCAACGAUGCCUCCAGGAAUCCCUCCACCACAGUUUGCUGGAUUUCCACCGUCAAUGCCGCCCGGGACCCCAAUGAUUCCCGUCCACAUGGGUAUCAUGACUCCAGGCCCUGCGUUGAUCGCUCAGGUUCUUGUGCCCACAUCGAUGCCUGUGGUGAGUAAAAUGCCGGUUCCCAGGAAAGAACCUGUGGCCAGAGAUAAUGAUGACAGCAACGGCCCCACGACCACAGUGUUUGUAGGGAACAUCUCUGAGAAAGCAUCAGAUAUGCUCAUCAGACAACUGUUGGCUAAAUGUGGUUUGGUGUUGAGCUGGAAGCGGGUUCAGGGCGCCUCAGGAAAACUCCAAGCGUUUGGUUUCUGUGAAUAUAAAGAGCCUGAAUCUACUCUACGAGCUUUACGACUGCUGCAUGAGCUUCAGGUGGGAGAAAAGAAACUGCUGGUUAAAGUCGACGCCAAAACUAAAGCUCAGCUGGACGAGUGGAAGGCAAAGAAGAAAGGUUCCAGUGAGAAUGGAAAUGGUAAGGCGGAUGAAGCUGGCGAGGAUGAGGAAGAGGGGCUGGAUGAGGAAUCCAAGAAGCGUGACCAGAUCGUCAAAGGCGCCAUCGACGGCCUGAUCAAAGAAUAUUCAAAUGAGCUCAACGCUUCAUCACAAGACGACGAGGCGAGUCGCCGCAAGAAGAAACGAGACAAAAAGGAAGAGGAUGACAUCAACGCCAUGGAAAUGGAAGAUGACAAAAGGGAUUUGAUUUCCAGGGAGAUAAACAAAUUCCGUGAUACCCAUAAGAAACUGGAGGAGGAGAAGGGGAAGAGAGAGAAGGAGAGGCAGGAGCUGGAACGGGAGCGACGGGAUAGAGACAAGGAUCGGGAGAGAGAGCGUGAGCGACGGGACAGGGACAGGGACAGGGAGAAGGACCGCGAGAGGGAACGGGAGAGAGAAAGAGAACGAGAGAGGGAAAGAGACCGUGAGCGCACCAACAAAGAGCGUGAAAGAGAGAGAGAAAGAGAGUGGGAGAGAGACAGAAGCCGUGAUCAGAGCGAAGAUCGAAGCCGAUCCAGGGAACAGAGUCGUGACAGAGACCGAGAUAAGGACAAGAAACGAGAUCGUGAGGAAGAUGAGGAGGAGGCAUACGAACGGCGCAAACUGGAGAGGAAGCUGCGAGAGAAGGAGGCGGCCUAUCAGGAGCGUCUGAAGAACUGGGAGCUCAGGGAGAGAAAGAAGGCCAGAGAUUACGCCAAGGAGAUGGAGAGAGAGGACGAGCGGCGUCGUGAAAUGGUAAACUUUUUGGCUAAGGAAGGUAAACGACUCAAGGAGUUUCUGGAGGAUUAUGACGAUGACCGAGACGACCCAAAAUACUACAGGGGCAGUGCUCUUCAGAAGCGUCUGAGGGACCGAGAGAAGGAGAUCGAGCUGGAUGAACGUGACCGGAAGCGUGAGAAGGAAGAGCUGGAGGAGAUCAGACAGAGGCUGCUGGCAGAGGGACACCCGGAUCCAGAUGCUGAGCUACGCAGGAUGGAAGAAGAAGCGGAACGUUUGCGCCAGCCGCCCAUAAAACCCGAGCCAGAGGAGGAAAGAGACCACAAACCCUCCCGAGAAGAGCGAGACAGGGGGAGAGACCGAGAACGAGACCGGGACAGGGAGCGGCGCAAGGUAGAAGCGGAGACUCGCGUUCAUGUUCACGCCCCGUCUGAGGAUGAUGACGUCGAGGAGGGAGAGGAGAUUGAGGAUGAGGAGGAGCCCAAACCCUGCCUCAAGCCCACCAUGCGACCCAUCACGGCCGCCCCCUCAGUGUCUUCAGCCAGCGGUAACGGCACGCCCAACACGCCCAGAGAAGAGUCGCCCUGUGGCAUCAUCAUUCCUCAUGAGAACUCUCCACCAGACAUGCUGCCACAGGAGGAGAACCGGCCCAAGAUUGGCCUGAGCCUCAAAUUAGGUGCCACCGGUAGCCCCGGACAGCCCAGCGUCGCAAAACGGAAGAAGCUGCCGGUUGAAAGUGUCUUUAACCGCUUCGAUGACGACGAGGUAGACGAGGCACCUCGAAAGAGGAAGCUUGUGCCGUUAGACUAUGAAGAUGAGGAAAAGGUAGGAGACAUCGGGGCGAUCGGCGGUGCUAAAGGCGUGAACACGGAAGAGAAACGCAAACACAUCAAGAGUCUCAUCGAGAAGAUCCCCACUGCCAAACCUGAGCUCUUCAGCUACCCGCUGGACUGGUCUGUGGUGGACACGACUCUGAUGGAGAAGCGCAUUCGGCCGUGGAUCAAUAAGAAGAUUGUAGAAUACAUCGGUGAAGAAGAAGCCACAUUAGUUGACUUUGUAUGCUCAAAGGUCAUGGCUCACAGUACUCCACAAGGCAUCUUAGAUGAUGUCGCCAUGGUGCUGGAUGAAGAAGCGGAGGUGUUCAUAGUUAAAAUGUGGAGGUUAUUGAUUUAUGAAACCGAGGCCAAGAAGAUAGGACUAGGGAAAUGAUUAAGCACUCGUCGCUGAUGAACUUGCUUUUCACACCCUGUUUGGGCUCAUCUAGGUUCAAAAACAACCUGGGGAAACUCGUCCAUUUCCACUUCUUUGGAGUUAAUAGAUACUGAGCAGUUUUAAUUUGUCACGUCCUGGACUCAUCACCUCGAGACUGCUGCGCUUUGGCUACUUUGGUUUGGUUUCACCACCCAGAGGAAGACUUCUGAUUUCUCAGGGCAUUCCUGUUGAAUUCACCACAGUCGCUUCAUCUAGCAGAUCUCUCUGUGAGCGCAAUGACCCGUCGUUCUCGUUACACUGUUGAAUGCCAGUCAUCUGGGUUGUAAUUUUACCGGUUUAUGUUCUUUUGGUAGCUCUCCAACUGUACCAAAGAGAUCUUCCCAGUUGUUUUGCUUGAAACAGAAAUUGAUCGGACCCAAACACUGUUGAGAAGGUCUCUGGCUAAACUGAUUGACGUGAAAACGAUUGUCUUUGUUUUGUACUUAUCAGUGGAUGUGUUUUCAAUAAAAGUGAUUUCCUUUUU